AUGAGAAGUGACAACCAGAGCUUCUUGGGGGAUCCCCCUAAACACUUCGUCCUUCUGGGUGUUUCAGACAGGCCAUGGCUGGAGCUCUCUCUCUUUGUGGUCCUGCUGGUGUUCUACAUUCUGGCCAUGGCAGGGAACAUUGCCAUCAUCCUGGUGUCCCGGCUGGACCCCCAGCUGCAGAUCCCCAUGUACAUCUUCCUCAGCCACCUGUCCUUCCUGGACCUCUGUUACACGGCCACCACGGUCCCUCAGAUGCUAGUCAACAUGGGCAGCUCCAAAAAGACCAUCAUUUACGGUGGCUGCACAGUGCAGUAUGCAGUUUUCCACUGGCUGGGAUGCACCGAGUGCAUUGUCUUGGCCGCCAUGGCCCUGGACCGCUACGUGGCCAUCUGUGAGCCGCUCCGGUAUGCCGUUAUCAUGCGCCGCACGCUCUGUCAGCAGCUCGUGGCUGUGGCCUGGCUCAGUGGCUUCAGCAACUCCCUCGUCCAGGUAGUCCUGACAGUGCAGCUGCCUUUCUGUGGGCGGCAGGUGCUGAACAACUUCUUCUGUGAGGUGCCGGCCAUGAUCAAGUUGUCGUGUGCCGACACAGCUGUGAACGACGCCACACUGGCCGUGCUGGUGGCCUUCUUUGUGCUGGUCCCCCUGGCUCUCAUCCUUCUCUCCUAUGGCUUCAUCACCCAUGCUGUGCUCAGGAUCCAGUCAUCCAAGGGACAGCGCAAAGCCUUUGGGACCUGUUCCUCCCACUUGGUGGUGGUCUCCCUUUUCUACCUACCUGCCAUCUACAUGUACCUGCAGCCCCCUUCCAGCUACUCCCAAGAGCAGGGCAAGUUCAUUUCCCUCUUCUAUUCCAUAAUCACCCCUACCCUCAACCCCUUCAUCUACACCCUGAAGAAUAAAGACGUGAAGGGAGCUCUGAGAAGACUCCUGGCAAAACUCUGGAGGCUCUUCAGAAGAUGA
Propithecus coquereli (Coquerel's sifaka) is the source of this 957-nucleotide messenger RNA. Its product is annotated as olfactory receptor 2B11. Gene Ontology annotation, biological process: G protein-coupled receptor signaling pathway. Gene Ontology annotation, molecular function: olfactory receptor activity; G protein-coupled receptor activity. The coding region runs from base 1 to 957 and encodes 318 amino acids. Lineage: Eukaryota; Metazoa; Chordata; Mammalia; Primates; Indriidae. The record is from RefSeq and is a predicted model, not a curated record. The transcript has a single exon. Gene Ontology annotation, cellular component: membrane.